Messenger RNA from Musca vetustissima, 1440 nucleotides. It is a transcript of the gene slbo, whose product is annotated as CCAAT/enhancer-binding protein. The record is from RefSeq and is a predicted model, not a curated record. Lineage: Eukaryota; Metazoa; Arthropoda; Insecta; Diptera; Muscidae. The coding region runs from base 68 to 1429 and encodes 453 amino acids. The transcript has a single exon. Gene Ontology annotation, biological process: DNA-templated transcription; regulation of transcription by RNA polymerase II. Gene Ontology annotation, molecular function: RNA polymerase II cis-regulatory region sequence-specific DNA binding; DNA-binding transcription factor activity, RNA polymerase II-specific.
AGCUGUCACGAAAAAUCUCUUCAAAAUUAAUUCCUUCAAAAUAUUACCCUCAUUUUCACAAUUAAAAAUGCUCAACAUGGAAUCACCGCAAAUGUACGAUACCGUACAGACCCUAACACAAUUGGAUCUGAAAAAGCAACCGCCUCCUCAACAGGCGAUAAUUGGUCAAAUCACCCUGACCGCUAUGUCCUCACAGAAUACCAACAACACGAACACACAAAAUAAUUCCGGCCAACAGCAGCAGCAACAACAGCAACAGGAUAUCAACAACAACAAUACCAAUACCCAACAGUCGCUGGGUCUGGUAACAAAUCCUGUAACCGCUGGGUUGGUUGGCAAACAGCAUGCCAUGCAUCAAAUGCAACAACAUGCCGCAGCUGUCAUGAACCAAAACAACAACAAUGGUAAUGGAAACAACAACAACAAUCAAAAUUCUCCCCUUAAUGGCAAUGUUAAUCUAUUACAAAAACAAAUGCUGCAACAAUGUGUCCAAUCGGAAUUGGAUGAACUGACCGCUCAAGAGAUCUCCUUGGAUUUGCAACAUUUGAUCGAUGAUCAAUUUCGUGAUCAGGAAACUUUGGGAAUUUUCAGUGAUAUGGUUACCUCCCCGGGGGUACUGUCAGCCACCUUGCCACCCAAUGGUAUGGUAACGGCCGCAGCCAAAGUUUUACAACAACACCAACUGCAACAGCAAUCGUUGAGGACACAACAACAUCAAUAUGGUCGCAACCCAUUGGCCUAUAUGCCACAGGCGGUACACUCCAGUGCGGCAUAUAGCAACAAUUCCAGUGAUGAAAAUUCCUCAGUGGGUUCGGAAACCUCCACCAUCAAGGAGGAGCCCAUAGAUCCCGACUACAGACGCCACUUGCAGGAAACCAAUGCCGUUAAUAACGCCGCCGCCGCUGCUGCCUUCAUUACCAAUGGUGGUGGAGCCACAAAUGGCCUCUACAAUCCCUACCAAAAUGUCAAUGGCAACGGUGGCAAUUCCAGUUCCAAUUCUUCAUCACAAAAUUCCAAUUUCAAUACUCUUACCUCGGCCAAUGUUUUGGCACAUCAUUCUGCCGUUAAUUUGCCCCAUCUGGCCGCUGGCGCCCAUUUGCUCAAACAUCACAGCAAGCAGAUGCAGAAUCAGCGUAAAACUUCGAUGAAACAUGUGGACAAGGGCACCGAUGAGUAUCGUCGUCGGCGGGAGCGUAACAACAUUGCCGUACGCAAAUCACGUGAAAAGGCCAAGGUCCGCUCACGCGAAGUUGAGGAACGUGUCAAGACCCUGCUCAAGGAAAAGGAUACCCUGCUGCGACAACUGCAGGAGAUGACCAAUGAACUGCAGCUGCACAAACAAAUCUACAUGCAAUUGAUCAAUCACAAUAAUCCCGAAGUAAGUCGGGUGUGUCGAAGUUUUCUCAAUACCAAUGAUCAUGGCUUGUGAAGGUAGAUGGG